CUGUCCACACUCUAACAGAUUUAGAUAUCGCGCUCCGACUGAAUGACAAAUAUCAAAUAAAUAAAAUACAAAAAAUACACGAGCGACACACACAACAGCGAAAUAAGCGAACCCGCCGUAGUAAUUACAAAAAUAUACAUACUAUACACAUACAUCGCGUAUACGAAGCGUGAAACACAAAACGAUCAAAUAAACGUAAACAAUUACAGUUAAACACUAACGGAAAUUUAUAACAUCAAUCGGAGCCAUGUUAUAGUCAGUAGACAGAUCGGAAAGGAUGCCACUGGAGUGUAAAGGUUUAUUGGAUAACUACUUUUGGAUAUGAAUAUGGAAUUUGAAUUUCCGGACUUUUCUCGCCCAGAUUUUAUGGAUGGCAUUGACAAUGAAGCACUGGAUUUGUUUAUGCAGGCAGCCGGAGUCGGUGGCCUUGACGAUGCGGCACAGCACAGCCACAACGAUGGAUUGGCCGUGGACAGUGUGGGCGGAGUGUCCACCAAACUGGAGUCGCCACACACACCGCCAAUGAAUGUGCUCGAUGCACAGCUGACGACGGGUCGUGUGAGUGGCCAUGGAAUGGCCAUGCCUCUGGCUCAUUUGCCCGAGAGCCCGCCCGACUCGGGCUCCGAGCCAGCCUACAGUCCACUGGGCGAAACACAUGGCGUGGCGUUGCCCGGACGUGAACUCAUCUAUCCAGGGCUACCAAACAUGCAACAGCAGCAGCAGCAGCAGCAACAACAACAGCAGCAACAGCAAUCAAGCAUGUUGCCCACAGAGCUGCAAUUUGCAUCGCCAGCGCAACAAGGACAUCACUUUGUGUCACCUGCGCAGGAUGUGCGCGUCAAGCACGAGGCUGGUCUGGUGAUGAAUGCCAACAGUUUGCUCUGCCAGCAACAACAGCAACAGCAGCUGAACGAGCAGCAACAGUUGCUGCUGCAGCAACAGCAACAACAACAACAGCAGCAGCAACAUCAUGAGUUGCCGCAGGAUCAGCUGCUCUAUCAGCACUAUGACAACGGUCCCGGCUUGUAUUCGACUGGCAGCUAUCAGAAUCUGUCCAGCAUUUCCACCUGCAUGCUGACCUCAUCCCUGGGAUUGGGCGAUCGCGUUCAGGUCAUUGGCACCAGUCAGUUGUCCCUCAAUCGCUGCUCCCCGCCAUCGACACCGGUGCAUUCGUCGUUGUCGCGCAAACGCAAAAUGUCCACACAAUUGGAUUGUGCUGAUUUCGCACCCAAGCAUGACACUGGUUUGUUGAUGAGUCCGUUGCGUAGUUCACAUCACUCGAUAGCACCUCGUGACAUUACCAGCAGCAACAGCAGCAGCACAACGAUAACAACAGCCAGCCACAGCCACAGCCAGAUUCAUAGUCACAGUAGCCAGAGCGAUCAUGAUCUGAGCAAGACACCCGCGCAUUCACAUUGCUCCGCCUCCGUUUCGCCAGCACUCUCGGCCAUCAAUUCGCAGGCGGACAACAGCUUGGACGGACAGACGAGCAAUGCGGCAGCUGGCUCCGGCUCGGGCAGCGAGGCUGGGGAUCCGGCGUUGACACAAUGCAUUCGCUUCAGUCCCUUCCAGCCGGAGAAUUGGCACAAGUUAUGCGAUCAGAGUCUACAGGAGUUGUCCGUCAUCUAUUAUCGCGUGGAUGCCGAUAAGGGUUUCAAUUUCAGCGUAUCGGAUGAUGCGUAUGUGUGCCAGAAGAAGAAUCACUUUCAGGUCACUUGCCAUGCUCGGCUUCAGGGAGAUGCCAAAUUUGUGAAGACACCGUCCGGCCUGGAGAAAAUCAAAUCCUUCCACUUGCAUUUUUAUGGUGUCAAAUUUGAGGCGCCCAAUCAGACAAUUCGCGUGGAGCAGAGCCAAUCCGAUCGCUCCAAGAAGCCAUUCUAUCCCGUACCUAUCGAUCUCCAGAGCCAUAUUGUCAGCAAAAUCACAGUGGGGCGUCUGCACUUCUCGGAGACCACCAACAACAACAUGCGCAAGAAGGGACGCCCCAAUCCGGAGCAACGUUUCUUUCAGCUCGUCGUCGGCCUGCAUGUGCACACCACCUCUGGCCACUUUCCCGUGGUCAGCCAUGGCAGCGAGCGCAUCAUUGUGCGUGCCUCGAAUCCGGGACAAUUUGAGUCUGAUGUGGAUCUGUGCUGGCAACGCGGCAUCACUCAGGAGUCCAUCUUCCAUGCGGGACGUGUGGGCAUCAAUACUGAUCGUCCGGACGAAAGUCUUGUGGUGCACGGCAAUCUGAAGGUGUCCGGACACAUUGUCCAGCCCAGCGACAGUCGCGCCAAACAGGAAAUUGCUGAAUUGGACACGUCGGUGCAGUUGCGCAACAUGCAAAAGAUCCGCAUUGUCCGUUAUCGCUAUGAACCGGAAUUUGCUGUGCAUUCCGGGCUGAGACGCGAGAGCGACACGCGGGAAAUUGUGGACACGGGCGUCAUAGCGCAGGAGGUACGCGAAGUUAUACCGGAUGCGGUGCAAGAGGCUGGCAGCGUUGUACUGCCCAAUGGAAAUGUUAUUGAGAACUUUUUGCUGGUCAAUAAGGAUCGUAUACUAAUGGAGAACAUUGGAGCUGUCAAGGAGCUGUGCAAAGUGACGGGCUCGCUGGAGACGCGUAUCGAGCACCUGGAACGCGCCAACAACAAUCACAACAACCACCAACUGCGUGCCAAGGAUUUGCUGGAACCGCGCUGUCUGCUCCCUCCUGCGCCCUCACGCAACUAUAAGGCACAUAAUCGUAGUGAUGGCUACGAGAUCUGCUCGAGUCGCGUCAUGCAGAUCAUUAUCUUUCUGCUGAUCAUUGUCAUGGCGGCGUGUUUGGCAGCCGUGUCCACGCUGUACUUUGUGGAGCACAACAAGCAGCAACAGCAGCCGCAGCAGCCCCUGGAUGGCUACCAAUUGUUUGGUGACUCUCGCAUCUUUCGUCAGGAUGCGUCCACAUCGCGUUUGAGCGACGAGGAUCGCCUCAAUUUUCAGCACAACUUGCAGACCCUCUUCAAGAACAAAACGCACGUACCGUGGCCCAGUUUAAUAUACGGGGCAAGCACCACGCGUCCCUCGGGAAGCACGCUGACUAUGCGCCUGGGCGAUGGCGACGAGAUUCAGGAGAAGGAGAAGGAGGAGCUCACCGCUCUCAUGAAUGAUCCGCAAGUUAAUCCAGCGUUGGCCAUGCCCACAACAAUAGUCAGAAUAACAACGACAGCGCCGCGCAACGCCACGAAACCAAUUGCCAGCAAGAACAAGUCCAAAUGGCCCGUUUCCCAUGAGGUGUUGCGUCCUGGUGGCAGCAGCAGCAGUCAAGGCGCCGCCCAGAAGCUGCUGCAGAGUGUGCGAGUUGCUGUGGUAGGCAAAGCAUUGGCAGCUGUAGCAGCAGCUAAUAAUGCCACUACCAUCACAUCCUCGGAAAAGCCGCAAUCGAUACCUGUUUCGCAGGAUUUCGAAAACAACUCCAUCGAUGUGGAUCAACAGCAGCAGCAAUUGCAACUGCAGCAACAGCAGCUAAAACAACCGCUGAAGCUGGACGAACACAUUGUGGUGGUGGGCACCAUAGCCAGCACUGCGGUGGACAAUGCAGCACCGGAUCAAACUGUGCAAACCAUUCGCAAAUUAAACGCUGGCGACGUCGCCAUUUACAAUGUGUACAAAACAGUUUCGCCCCCAACGGCAAAUCUAGCACUGACCACCAACAAGGUGAGCACGGAGCAGACGCAUGUGCCCAGCACUCUAUCGUUGCCUCUGGAUGUGCCGCCGCCGGCUGCGGUGCGCAACACGAGUGGCGCCAGCAAGGAUAGCGGUGAUGCCUUAGAUUUGCAGAAUCUGAGCAAUACCAACGAAUCCGAACCGGCGGAUAAUCCUAUUACAGCGCUCUUUGGUUUCGAGUAUCCGAGUGGUUUGAGGGAUUCUAGUGUGGGACGACGCUCUGCCAAUCAGCGCAGCCUGGACUGGAUACGCAACAAGAGCGUGAAGACGCCGCUCUUUGGUCAUCCGCCCGAGUGCACCAAGGACAAGGACGAGCACGACAAUUGUCAGUCAUCUUGCUUUGAGGAGCUGCAGCCGGCUGCAGCUGCUGCAGAUAAUGUGGACGCCAAUGUGCAGCAGCAUCAGCAUGUGGAGGAUGAACUGCAGUCAGCGGAGCAGGAAGACGAUGCCGACAUACUGAUCAUACAGCCCGUGUCGAGCAGCAGCAGCAAUGAUAGCGCCAGUAAUGUAGCUGCCUCACGGGUCUAUCACGGUAAGAGUUCGCACAACACGGCCGCCAGAACCAAGCAAUUUUCCAGUGAAACGGACUCCUCGGCGGGCGAGGAUGCGCUCUAUACGGUGUUAAAUGAUGCACCUGUGGCUGCUGUGGAGCAGCAAGCUGUCGUGCAGCCUAAAGAGAUCGCUGCAGUGGAGACGGCCACAACGUUGCCGCCGCCGCCUCAGCUGGAUUGUUGGAGCAUCAGCAGUUGUGUGUUGGCCGCCCUCAACAACUACACCAUCGAUGUGGAGCACUUCUGUCCCAGUUCGGGCAGUUCCUUGAACAUUAGCUAUGUGGUGCCCGUGUCGCGUUAUUUGAAAGCUUCCACCUUAGAGCUGCACUUCAGCUCCAACAAGCCGCUGCAAUGGUCCAUUUGCAGCAACGAGGAUCAGAGCAAAUCGAGUCAGGCAGGCGCACAGCUGAAUGAGGACGAUGAUGUGCCGGUGAGCAGCAGCUGGGUGAAGGUGCUCAAGCAGCUGGGCAACAAUAAGCUGAUCCUGGCCCUGGACAUGCCCAGUCGCGGCAACUUUGAGCGCGACUUUAUGCUGCGUGCCAGCGCCGAUCUAGAACAACAAAAACUAUGCGAUGACAACGCCCAUGUGGCGAACCCUAUACUCCAGUACAACUUUAGCAUCGUAAGAGAUUGUGAUUAGUUAAACAAUUUAAUUUAUGGCACGCAUCGAUUAUGGCAAUCGGAACCAAAAUGUUGUGGCAUUUCUUAUCCCACAUUUCAAUAAUUGGCAAUUACAUUGCAACAACAAGAAACUAUAAAAAAUGCAUAAACAUUUAUCGACAUUUUAAAUAAAAAUAUUUAGUAAAAUGACAAA
Drosophila sulfurigaster albostrigata is the source of this 5049-nucleotide messenger RNA. RefSeq lists its product as uncharacterized. Gene Ontology annotation, molecular function: sequence-specific DNA binding; DNA-binding transcription factor activity. Gene Ontology annotation, biological process: positive regulation of DNA-templated transcription; protein autoprocessing. Lineage: Eukaryota; Metazoa; Arthropoda; Insecta; Diptera; Drosophilidae. Gene Ontology annotation, cellular component: endoplasmic reticulum membrane; nucleus. The record is from RefSeq and is a predicted model, not a curated record.